Molecule: messenger RNA, 2221 nt
Organism: Stylophora pistillata
Lineage: Eukaryota; Metazoa; Cnidaria; Anthozoa; Scleractinia; Pocilloporidae
Product: ADP-ribosyl cyclase/cyclic ADP-ribose hydrolase
Biological process (GO): positive regulation of B cell proliferation
Cellular component (GO): plasma membrane
Molecular function (GO): phosphorus-oxygen lyase activity; NAD+ nucleosidase activity, cyclic ADP-ribose generating
Source: RefSeq, a predicted model, not a curated record
UGUUAGAUUGAAUCCACACAACAAAGCCAUGAAAAAACUUGCUUCGUUCUCGACGAUUGCUAAAGAUCAACUCUAACUCGUAAAGAAAAAACGGCGACAUUCUCGCAAAUUUUUAAACAAGAACUGAAAAUUCACAUACGGUGAUUUGCAUCACUCCAAAGGGUCAUGAAGUGAAAGUCUGUUAUUAUUUUUAAUCAUAACCCGAAAGAUUUAAGUAAGCACCGUAUUUCAACAAGCGUUUCCGUCUUCUGGACACCAAUUGAAUUGCAGCCAUGACUUUAUGGAACACAUUUUCCAGCAUAUUGCUCUUACAGUUGUGUCUUGUCUGCACAGAUGCCAGGCACACAUCACCACACAGUAAAAGAACAGUAAGAUCCCAAAGUAGACAAAGUCAGAACACUACUACUGCUUUACAAGAGUCUAGUCCUGGAUGGCCGAGUUCUCAAAUCAGCAAACGACGCCUAGUUCCCAUGCCUUUUGCAAAUCGUGCGUAUCAAAAUACUUUCAAUCAGCGGCUGUUUUACCGCAGACAAAAUAACUGGCUUGCAAAGCGAUACAACAAUUUAUGGAGGAAAUACGCAGUUGGCAGUAUCCCUGUCAGCCCCUAUCAUCAAUCGCUAUCACCUCAAGGUUAUAACAUGGUUCAAAAUCCAGGAUAUAGAAAUCGGUUAACACAAGCAACGAAACUUCGGAAUAACGCUGAUGAAGACACGAAAUUUGUAGAAGGAAGAAUUCAAGAAUAUUACGACCAGAGAAUUAACAAGAAUAGGAACAAAUGGAUGUAUAAGCCGAUUGGAGGUACCACCCAGCACCUGAAAGACAUCUUCUUGGGGCGGUGUUGGGAUUUUGUUGAAAAUAAGGGAAAAGAUCUUGAUAAUCCGUUCAAAGUAGAUUGUAAGGAGCUGUGGGAAACGUUUUCGAAGAGUUUUGCCUUUAAAGGGCCCUGUGAUGUUACUGCAAAGGACUAUGCUCUUUUCUUCGACUUGUAUGACGAGAAACCGCUGAAUGACAAAGUCAUGUUUUGGUCAGGAACAAGAGAACUAACGCAUGCGUACACCAGACUGUACCACAGAUUUACAACCUUGGAGGAUACAUUAGCAGGAUACUUGUUGAGCGGCUUGAGAUGGUGUGGCAGCAAGGAGGAUCCUGGGAUAAACUACAAGGAAUGUCCUUACGAAUGUAGCAAGCAGAAAGCAUUUUGGGGUCUGGCUGCGGAAAAGCUGGCGAGACGAGCUAGAGGCAUUGUCCACGUCAUGUUAAAUGGCACACGACAGCACCUUAUGGACCGACAGAUCUUUCCUUCAUUCAUGGACGAUAGUUAUCUAGCAGAGAAUCAACUGUCAAGUCUUCCAGUACAGGAUGUCAAAGAGUUUAGAAUUCUUGUGGGCCACACUCUUCAUCACAAAUCUCUGGAAAGAUGCGACAGCUUGACUAUUUUAGAGUUGCAGAAUCGAGCCAAGGCAAGGGGAUUGAAGACAACAUGUUUUGACAAUCCCUACUUUAUUCGACACCUUCUGUGCUUGGACAACCCUGGGGAUCCCUUGUGUCUUUUCAAGGUUUAUGACCAAGAUGAGUUGCCGGAGAAAUAAAGUUUUAGUUGGAAAGGAAAUAUAAUGAGACGCAACACAAUAGAUUACAUGAGUAUGAACAACUCAUGAUACGAAAUUUAGAGCACACUUUUCUCUGGCCGAGUAAGGACAAAAACUCCUACUAGCAGUCUUUUUAGGCAAAAAAAAUGUUAUUUACAUAGAUAUGGGAGCACAUACCCGAUGUUAUUAUUCCACGAUUACGUCAUGUUACCAUAUUAGGGCACUAGAACAUGCAAACAUGCAACGGUUUUAAUUAAAGAACGGUACGAAUAUUCGGACGUAAAGCGGAACAACAAAAUAGCCGUACUGAACAAUCCAAACUCUGAUUUUUUUCUCCGUUUUUUUGGUUUCACUUAUUAAACAAAAAUUCCUUCAAGCCCUUCAGAUGUGGUUUUUGGCCAUAACAACACCUUAGGGGUUUCGUUUUUGCUGUCUUCGUCUUUCGCGCACGCCUCGUGCGAUCAAAACAAUGCUUGGGUGAGGUCGCACGAUGUAGAAGUGACCAUCAAAGUACUAGAAAUUGAAACGAUAGGGGGAAUGAUGUGGCCUAAAUAAACUAUUUGAUCUCAUAUGUCGAGGUGUCAACUGCCUUAUAAAUAAAGGAUAAACAAAAUAAAGGACCCUUCGGCGUU